AUGGCCACAUCACAGCAAAAUGGCACAUUAGGAGCCGCCACCGGUCUAUAUGUGGCCCUGCAAAGCACCGGCGUGGUAGAGCUGGCUUUCGACGCCCAGAAAGGCGUCAAGGAGUCCCUGUCUGUUGUCUCGAUCAACACCAAGGCUGGUUUCAUGCCGGGAUGGCUGACAGUGUCGGGAGACAAAGUCUAUACCAUCAACCGCAUGGGCUAUCCCUGUAGUGAGUCCGACUCAGGGAGCGUUACUGCCUUCCAACGGGCCACAGCAGGUUCAUCUUCAGCAACGGGUGAGACAGGCUUGACGCUGCUCGACCAGACAAGCAGCAACGGCAAAGGCGGCGUCCAUUGUGACGUGAGCCCGGAUGGAAAGGUGCUGGCCGCUGCGAACAUCACGGCGUCGACGCUGUCCAUCUACCCAUUGUCCGCGACUGGGAGCAUUGGAAAACCCACCCACGUCUUCGACUACAACAAGUCAGACCCUGGGCCGAAGGAGGCCCAUCCCCAUCAAGCUCUGUUUGAUCCUUCUGGAAAGCUCCUGGUUGUACCACUUCGGACCAUGGAUCGCGUCGACAUAUACUCCGUCGACGGCCCCGAGCAGGUUGCAAAGAUUCACAGUAUUCCUCUGCCCGAUUCGACGGGACCCCGGCAUGCCGCGUUCCACCCAGUCAGUUCUUCCAAGGCCUAUCUGUACGUGUUGAGUGAGAAAGACAACACCGUCCGCGUCUAUGCAAUCGGCUACCCGAGUCCGGUAUCACCAAAUCUUACCGUAGAAUUCAAACAAGUGCUCUCGACCAUGGGUAAGGACGUCGGCCGCAUCCCUGAUGAGCACAAAGACCUCGCCGGGGAGAUUGUGGUCAGCAACGACGGCAAAUUCGUGUAUGCGUCCAACCGAAACCUGUCACGCUCAGACUUCGACACUGUGGCCAUCUAUUCCGUCGACAGCGACCCGGUGCACGAUGAUCGACACCUGUCAUACCUGGGAGCGCAAGAAUUGGCCGGCAAACAUCCGCGAAUGAUUGCACUUUCCAAGGACAGUGAGAACAGGUGGCUCGCCAUUUCCCACCAGCUCACUCAGAAUAUUGCCAUCUUCGAGCGGGACCCGGUCACCGGAUUUCUGAAGGAUCUCAAGGGCACGAUCAGCGUCAGGGCGAACCAUGCUCACCAGCCCGACAUAGAGAAGGUCACGUUCGCGGAGGAUCUCGGCGUUAGAGGCAACUGGACCAAGGAAGACCUGAAGCAGGGCAAAACAGAGGGACCCAUGUGUGUCCAGUGGAAAUAA
Molecule: messenger RNA, 1278 nt
Organism: Cladophialophora carrionii CBS 160.54
Lineage: Eukaryota; Fungi; Ascomycota; Eurotiomycetes; Chaetothyriales; Herpotrichiellaceae
Exons: 1
Coding region: 1-1278 (425 amino acids)
Molecular function (GO): protein binding; 6-phosphogluconolactonase activity
Source: RefSeq, a predicted model, not a curated record